UUCUCCCCUGUCAGGCGCUUCAUACGAGCCGCCAGCAGGAAGAAAAGCUCGAUCUGGAAGUAGCGUCUCUACAGUGCGAAAAUAGAAACAAUUGUACUUGGAUAGCCAACAUUUUUUGACAACCCGCUUAUCCUUCGUGAUGUUGCAAACAAAUCCUACACGUUUAUGCGUUCUACGGGAUAGACCAGCAUAGCUUUAGGCCAGCGUACCAGUUUUGAAGGCUGUGGGCCGAAAAAUAAGUGGUAGCAUCGGAGAAGUCCUUUGGGACGAAGACAUGCUGAAUGUCUUCGUUUUCACAGCCUUCGGCUGCGUCUUUCAAAAGGUAAGAUGGUGCUUUCAGACGCAAUAAAUACACCAGGCUGCGGCAUCGGACAGCCAUUGAGCCGAAUCGUCAACGGGAGGGCAAUAUCCAAGUUUCAAUUACCAUGGAUCGUGUAUGUACAGAUUGUAAACAAGUGGUCGGCAAAGAACUUCACAGAAUCGAUGUGUGGUGGAAGCAUCAUCUCUCCAAGUUUCGUUCUCACGGCAGCCCACUGCAUGAACACGUACGGGAAACUGCCAUUCUGGACCAGAAUCUACUACAACACCACGGAGAUGUUGAAAGGCCCAAAUGUCAUUGUGGAUAAGGUAAUAAUCCACCCAGCAUUCACUUGGGAUACAUUGGCCAACGAUAUCGCCCUUCUUAAGCUUAGAUAUGCGCUCGAGUUCGACCAAUAUGUGGUGCCAGUAUGUCUUCCACGUAAAAAGCUGUCGCUAACCAAUAGAGAAGCAGUCGUUUCAGGCUGGGGAAGGGUGUCUGAACAGGGCGACCCAUCCGAACACCUCCUCUAUAUAAACAGAUUCAUCCUUCCUUAUGAUAUGUGCAAGUCGGGAUUCAUCACAGCAGAACAAGCUGAAGCAUUCAACGAUUCGAUGAUUCUUUGUACAUCCGCGAAAGGCAAAGACAGCUGUCAGGGUGAUUCAGGUGGUCCAUUGACCGUAUGGUCAAAGCUGGGCAAGACAGUUCAGGUUGGGCUGGUUUCUUUUGGCACCGGCUGUGCGCGUGGUGACAAGCCAAGCCUGUACACACGCGUUUCAACCUACGUACCUUGGAUCAAGGAGGAGCUUGCCCGGGAUGAAAAAGAGCACAGUGAAGGUGAACGUAUCGACUCGACACUGCAUCGGACGCUAUUUCCAUAAAUAAGCACGAAUACAUAGUUGAGCGUUCAGACACACGCUCCGCCAAUUACUGGGUGAAGGAAAACGUUAUUCGUCAUUUGCUACGUGGAAAAUGCAGCAUCGUGCAUGUAUUCCGUUCUCGCAAUUUCUGGCGUCAUAACCUUCAUAAUCAUAAUCAUAAGGAAUAUUACGCAACAAUUUUGUGCUAGGACGAGCAAUAACAAUAAUGAGGACGGAAUCGCAUCCGUCGUAAUUUAGAGGCCAUUUGAUGACGUGAUUGACAUGAAAAUUUAGGAGGUGUUGUGUUGAUUGUAGUUCUCUACAGCAACGGUUCAUGUUUGAGUCCAUCGAGUACAUCAAGUGAUAUUUCUCAAGCGAAGUCACCUAGUAGGCGUUAAGCUCAUCCGGCAGUGGUGGUCAGGGGGGGGGGGGGGGGGUGCACUUUGCUUGUGGUCAUUCAGGCAAUAUAGUUCACAUUACGCGGCGAAACCGUCACACGCUAAGAAUGCACGGAAACAAACACUCAUUUUCACCAUGCAGUAUAUUAUGGUACAAUAAAGCUAUUCACCAUGAAACUGAUUACAACGGAUGAGUCAGCCGAGAAGCCCGGAAGACAUUCUGUUUUGUUGCCGAGUGAUUUCCACCAGGUUCCUUUACAAAGCAGUAGUUUUAAUUAUUUAUUAAACAGAAUUGUUGCCAUACUCUACAUAGCGCGUACAGUUUGUAUGCCGUUGGGUUGUAACCAUCUCUUAAAGUUAGUUUAGCAUCAGUCCCAGACUGACCCCUCAGGACCUAAAUAUUGUUCUUCAUACCAUACUGCAGAAGUAGAGACUUCUGUACUGCGCAUACAUAGAAUGCCACUGACAGCAGAAGGCGGUUUCUCGUUCUGUGCUCAAUCACGUUAAAUGUAGCUUUGGACACUAAGGAAACACCUCGGAAACUUUAAAGGUACAUUAGGUGUUUUUUGGUAUUUCUUUACCCUCAUACCGAGAUUUCCAGCAUAAAAUUCCUACAACUUUUCUUUUACUCUAUUGCACUGCUUUGAUUAUAGAUGAACCCAAAUUAUUUCUUGAAAUAUGUGUACAUUGCUCGCCGCUUGAAACGUGACACUCGAAAAGCCUGGUUGUCUGCACUUUUCUUGCUCACUUGGGGGUUGGGUCGAGACGAAAUGCAAACACAAUGCGUAAAAAAAGCGCUCUCUAUUUCACUACUUACCACGGCGCAUCAGCUGGCGGUACCCAAUGCCCAUGGUGGGCCCAAAAAAAAAAGGCAGGCAGCCAUGCCCUCCAUGUCUCGCAGUUUCCAUCGGUGAUAAUUGUACAUGUAGAUAUUGCACAGCGUCUCUGCUUUGGCUCACAAAUGUACUGAUGGCGUUGACCUGCGCUAGAUUGUCUGGUCAUAUACUUGUCAACAAAAAAUUACAAUUUAACUUUAUGCACGCAAAGGCUCGGGAAUUCGGAAGAUUAAGAAAGACGAGCUCGGAAAUUACAAGCUGUUGCAAGCAUAUUUUCUACACAAUAGAUGCAACGAACACAAGCAACGAACAGGGCUUACUUCGGGACAAUACAAUGUCCACGGAAGGCUGUUCACAAAGUACGAGCUAUGUCGAAAUCGUCAGCUUAUAUUUUGUUGCCUACUGCAUCCGAGCGUUAAAGUGCCAGGGGGUUAUAAGUGCCGCAGAAAUUCCAUCGCGUUUUAUUUUAUUUUUUUGCGCAUACAGAACCAUUAAUGAACAACAUGCUCUAAAUUAAAUCAGUUAUAUUGAAGAUGAAAAUGUUUGUAAGAAUCUUCCAAGCUCUUGACAAAGUUUUAAGGAUUCAGCUUCAGAUAUUUGCUAAUACUAUCUUCACAUUAUGAAAACGUUGUUCCAAAACCAAUCUCUUUAUAGCAGCAAAAGCAGUAGCUGUAAAUAAUGAAGCUGGAAGAGUGCUCUUGAGCAGCCAUGUGCACUUAAGUAAAUUGCGCUCUCUUGGGUGUAUUGGAUAUAAAAACACCCUUUCUGCACCCUUACAUCGAGUGAAAACUUUGUAAACAGGCGUAAACGUUAGUGGAAGGGGUUUUGCUCAGCCUAUUAUUUAUUUCAGGCUGGUCAAAGGCUGUUUUCUGCACGACACACACCUCACGCAAUUUAGGAUGCUCGGGCACUUGAACUUUUCUAGAGUUUAUUUUCCAGCGCUUUGCGGCAGGUCAUUGUUCGAGCACCUCAUAAGGUCACAGUAUAGGCUAUGUAAUGUUAUCCCGCUGCUUCAUGUGCAUGGCGGCACCAGUUCUGAAGUGUAAAGGCAGAAGAUUUAGAGUCCUUUCCUAAGCUAAAUUUCAAUUUCAUACACUGGCUUCUUCUAACAUGAUAUCAUCUCGUCGUUGUUUCACAGGUCAGCCGCCCAUCGACCGCGAAGCAUAGUCACUCAGUAAAUUCUCGUUCGUUAGGCGCAUGUUCUUUGUGGUGUGUCGUUGGCUCCAGCUCAACAUUAUGCGCAGUAAUGUACUUUUUCAUGCAUUGUCGGUUGGAAUACAUUCGCCAGUGCACGCCCAACAAUCUACUACCGAUAAAUAACAGCAGUUGUUAAGAAGGUGGCCCACCCCGUUCGUAAAGCAGGGCGACACAACCAUCUUGUCCUCUUAUUUGCUUCCAGCUUUUUUAGAUAUUACUGCUAGCUCCGCUUAAGUUGCUUCAGCACGGUACCGCCUGAUAGAUGAAGAGGAUAGCAUGGCGUCAAUCUAGUACAGCUGCUAAACGCACUAACGCCCUCUUUAGAGGCUCUGUUGUUCUCUGUGAUAGCGUCGGUGAAUGCAGGAUUGCAACGCCGAUGAGAAUGUUAGACAAGAAAACUUCAUAAAGAGUGUUGCUCAAAUUAUAAAAGCGAUUAGGAUCCAAUCUGAGCCGCAAGUCUCGGUCACAUUCCCAGACGAGCUGAAAGAUGAAAAAAGCAUUCCAUAUAUAUUUGCAUCAAAAUGUGACUGCCUCACAGGCCUGUAUAUUUAAAUGCCUGUCUAGCAAUGAACAACGCAAUAAAGAAAAAGAAAAGUGGAGUGGCCGAGACGUAGUACCUCCAACUGCUAACAUGUAAGUUCGAACCGCUCCGUAGUGCUGCGCACCUUUUUAGGUUUCUUUUAAAAUCUAAAUGUGCUGGAACUAUUUUCAUUAGUACUUCAGCGGACAUCGUAAACAAGGGGGCAGUGACAUAAUAAAACAAUAUCGCUAUAAAAAAUUUCAGUGUACAUUUCGGCUGUAACACAUGCCGGGGAAAAUGCUGCAGUUGUGAAAAAAAUGACCCUUUCAUAUCAGUAAUUCAGGUGAAUUAGUUGGCUGGAACACCAUUUCCUGUGAAGGCAGGAGGGUAGUUAUCAAUACAAGCAAAUACCCUUAAGAGUGCAAUGUACCUUAAUGCGCCUGCCUUUUCAGGGUAUAGAUUAGCUGUAUUGUAAGGCAUGAAUCAAAAUAACUAAUAGUAUGAAAAUAACAUCACUCACUCGUUUCCGACAGAACGAUCUUGUUUUCUUUUCCGCCUUUACUUGCGUCUGCUUGCACAUUCUUUACACAGGUUGAUCAACGUCACAACCCGCUGUAUCGCAUAAACAAUACCGAUCACUGUGUGCCAGAGAACAGGAUGGAGGCGGAGAGUCUAACGUGCUCUCUGAGAGCCCUAAUUCCGAAGUAAAGUUUUGUUUAAAGCGGCAAACUUACACACGAUCAUAAGAGCCGCUAUCCUGAAUCCAUAAGCCAGAUUUUGGUGGUUUUGUUUUUAAACGCAGCAGAUAAUUUUCUAGACAAAGCGACCUAUAAAAAAGGAAUAAGAGCAAUCGAUUGCUUUUGUACUUGCAAUAAGGGGAAACGAUGAUGUGUAUCUUUUUAUUGCUCAUCUACUAUUAGUAUGUCACCAUUAAAAACACCGCCAUUCACAUCAGGCUUUUAGUGAUAUACAUGGCGUGCACAUGUAUUAAGGGUGUGUUACAUUUCUAUCGUAACAUGUCUACGAUUGUACACACUACCGCUGCUAUGUGGGAUCCGAACAAAUGAAGUAUUUUAUUCGAAUUCUUCUUGGCUAGUGACUCCCACUGCCUAUAUUCCAUGGAUGUUGUAAGAUGUUCGCAAUAAAAUUAUUAGAAGAAGGAAUAUCAA
Molecule: messenger RNA, 5278 nt
Organism: Dermacentor andersoni
Lineage: Eukaryota; Metazoa; Arthropoda; Arachnida; Ixodida; Ixodidae
Product: serine protease 29-like
Biological process (GO): proteolysis
Molecular function (GO): serine-type endopeptidase activity
Source: RefSeq, a predicted model, not a curated record